Oryctolagus cuniculus (rabbit) is the source of this 2820-nucleotide messenger RNA. The record is from RefSeq and is a predicted model, not a curated record. Lineage: Eukaryota; Metazoa; Chordata; Mammalia; Lagomorpha; Leporidae.
UCCCGGAAGGAUAGCGAUUACCGGAGCUCCGUGCGCGCCUGCUCGACGGGGCACCCACGCACUCGCCCGGGCGCUUCUCGCCAGGAGUUUCCUGCUUCGCGAGCUUCCCAUUUCUAACGCCCAGUGAGGAGCUUCGGGAGAGGAGGCCGAGGGCCUCAGGGGCUCGGCAAGGGGAGCGCUGACGACAGAAAGCCGGGGACUCCCUAGCCUCCACCUGUAAUGCAGGAGCCCGCAGCGGCUGGCUCUCCCCUCCGCCCGCCAGCAGCUCGACCACCCCCGGGAGCCCACGGCCGAGCCCCAUGUGACGCUCAAGUGAACCUACCGGGCGGGGCGGGCAUCUGCAAGCUGCCCGGGAGACUCCGCCUGCAGCCCGCCCUGUGGAGCCGGGAAGACGUCCUGCACUGGCUGCGCUGGGCGGAGCGGGAGUACGCGCUGCGGAGUCCCAGCGAGCUCGGCUUCCAGAUGAACGGCCGCGCGCUCUGCUUCCUCACCAAGGACGAUUUCCGGCUUCGCGCUCCCGGCUCAGGUGACGUCCUGUAUGAGCUGCUCCAGUGCAUCAAGACCCAGCGGCGAGCCCUGGCGCGCGGGCCCUGGUUUGGAGGGGCGUGGAGGCAGCUGUCCGCGCGGCCCUCCCCACGGCCCCUGGCAGAGGGAACCACGCCCCCCCGGACAGCCCCCUACAGGGGCCUCCUGCAGCAGCCACCACACCCGGGGCUCGCUGGCUCCCUCAGCCAUCUGGACGCCCUCGCCCUGGCCAAGUGGCCCCUGGGCUGGGAGGAGACCCUCAACGUGUUUCGCUGUGCAGGGCUGGGCUCCAGGACCUCCAGGCUCCGCCUCCUCCCCAGGGUGCCACGGGCCCCCAGGGACGGCAGGACAGCUGACUGCCGGCUGCUGUGGGAUUUCGUGUACCAGCUGCUCCUCGAUCCCCGGUACGAGCCCUACAUCAGGUGGGAGGACAAGGACGCCAAGAUCUUUCGCGUUGUGGAUCCCAACGGGCUCGCCGGACUCUGGGGGAAGCACAAGAACCGAGUGAAUAUGACCUACGAGAAGCUGUCCCGAGCCCUGCGCCACUAUUAUAAGCUCAACAUCAUCAGGAAGGAACCCGGUCAGAAACUCGUGUUCAGGUUUCUAAAGACUCCAGGGAAGGCGGCCCGGGCCAAGGGCAUCUGCCAGGAGCAGGAUGGAACGGCACGCGAGGACGAGAUGCCGGAAGUCUCUCCAUGAGGGCUGGCUGGGUGCAGGCACCUGGGGCUGGGCAGGGGGCACGGAGCGUCCCCUAGAGGCUGCGCCGCUCUCCCAGGGUGGCUUCUAUACUUGGAAGAUGGCAUCUGACGUCACGGGGUUGGGGGGCUUCAGGGCUGCCCGUUGCUCGGAGCCUCCGGCCCACACCCAGGACAUGGCGGGAGGGAUGGAGCUAAGUGGAGGACGAGGCUGGACCGUCCUCCUGGCCCGGCUGGCGACCUGUCUGCACUCUGCCGGGCAUCAAGGCCCAGCCCUGCGUGUUACACAGGAAGGGGAUGGCAGUGCCUCAUUGAGACUCAUCGUUCCCCAUCCACAAAAGGGGCGCGCUUAUAAACCCCCGUCAGAGGCGCUGAGGCACGCCUGGGAGGGAGGCUCAGGACCACGCCAGCCUCCAGCACAGUAAUGACCGCGGCGAGGUGCUCGCCGGGGGCCCAGCCUGGGCGACAGGCCUUGCCUCUGGUUUACCUUGUUUAAUUCACGCCCCCUGCCUCCCGCCCCCCAGAGGUUAGAGAUGAAGAGACCAGGCAGAGGCUUGCCCAGCCGGAGCCCCGUUUCCUCCAGGGCCCCUGGAUGCACUUGGGCCCGACUUCUCUGCUCUGAGCUCCUUAGCAGUCCGGUUUGCCUGGCCCCCGCCCUCCUCCGCAGUUUUCAGCUCAUUGGUGCCUUGGGGAUGAGGACCACCCCUCCCCUCAUGCUCCUGGCAUCCCUCGCCCUCCUGUGUGCUGUGUGACCUUGGACAGGCUGCUGCACCUCUCUGGAGUCCACGGUCUCUAACCUCGAAAGUGAGGCUGCCACUCCAGGAGGCUGGGACCAGGCCGCGUUUGUGACGUGCUUGGGACCUGGCUGCUGGCUGGGAGGGACCUUCAGCCGCUCCACAGCAGGGACACGGCUCCUCCCCAGUCCCAGUGAUGGACAGCCCCCGCCCCCCCAGCCCCCGCCCCUGCCAGCCCGGAGGAAGGGACGCAGUGUGGGGGCAAUGGGGGAGGGGUGCUCUUACUGCCCUGUGAGCGUGUGUGGGCCCCCGGGGACUCCCAGCCUUUGGGUCUCGGGGCUGGGGAGGCUCAGGCCAGGGGAGCUCCAGGCUGUUCUGUCUGGCGCCUGCUGGAAAAGGCUGCACCCUCCCAGCCCGUUGGCCAGGCUCCAGGGUGGCCCCCUGACCCCCCACCACGCCUAGCCCCUCCCAGCCACGGAGCUGGAAAGGGAGGCGCUGCUACUCUCCCCACCCCCGCCGAGCCCCAGCCCUGGCCAGGCGCGCAGCUGCCGCUGAAGCCCCAUUUCUCACAGUCUCGGCACUGUGCCCAGGGUCACUUGCCCCGGGUACAUUUGCUGGCCAGUGUGUUGAUGGCUGUCAGUGGCCGGGAACCGUGAGCCGCACCGGCACUGGCACCACAGGGUCAGGGGCCCCAGAUUCUGGAACUUUCCCCUUGCCCUCCCCAUGGGGGGCGGGGCUCCACCCUUUUCUCCAUUUGCCCAGGGGCAUGGGCCCUGGUCUGGGGAUGGAUCUCGAAGACUGAACCCCUGCUGUGGACCUGGCACCAAGCUUCAAGUGGAUGUCCAUUGUUUUCCACUGGGGGGGGG